UGACACUUCGUCACUGAGCCGUGGACUUGGAUUAUAAUGCAGAGCCCGGGAGGGAAAUGGGCAGCGAGGUGAACUCUGUAGCCUGUGUUUCGUGAACCGCGGCAGCGAGCUGGUGUCUGCGCACGCUAAAUCGGAUAGAGUACCUUUGUUCCAAUGGCACAGGAGAAUGAGGCACCGAAAGACAGAAUCCCCAGAAUCGAUCCCUAUGGUUUUCAAAGGCCUGACGAAUUUGAUUAUGUGUUUUAUGAAGACUUCAAUUCCAGAUACCUUACAAUUCUUACCAGGAGGGCUAUAAAGUGGUCCAAGCUCUUGCAGAAAUCCACAGCUGUAGAAAAGAGCAUUAAAGUUAAGCGGUAUAUUAGGAAAGGCAUUCCUAGCGAACAUCGCUGCAAUGUAUGGAUGAUCAUUAGUGGGGCCCAGGCUCAAAUGGAUCAAAAUCCUGGAUACUAUCAAAGUGUACUGGAUGAGGGGAAAAGGAAUCUAAAACUUGAGGAUGCUGUUCGUACCGAUCUAAACAGAACAUUUCCCGAUAAUGUGCAGUUUCAUAAAACCGCAAAUCCAUGUUUACAGACCAACUUGUACAAUGUCUUGGUGGCUUAUGGGCAUCACAAUAAAAGCGUGGGGUACUGUCAGGGUAUGAAUUUUAUUGCAGGAUACCUAAUCCUGGUUACAAAAGAUGAAGAAAAAUCCUUUUGGUUGUUAGAUGCUCUAAUUGGACGCAUUUUGCCUGAUUACUACAGCCCAGAAAUGAUUGGUCUCAAAACCGACCAAGAGGUUCUGGGGGAGCUGGUGAAGAUGAAGAUUCCAGCAGUGGCUGAUUUGAUGGAGAGAAAUGGUAUGAUGUGGACGUUGGUGGUCUCCCGGUGGUUUAUUUGCUUAUUUAUUGACAUCCUUCCAGUAGAGACAGUGUUGCGAAUAUGGGACUGCUUAUUCUAUGAGGGAUCAAAGAUUAUUUUCCGUGUGGCCUUAACACUAAUCAAGCAUUACAAAGCAUUCCUGUUAGAAGCCAGAAAUUUUCCUGAUAUUUGUGAGAAGUUCAAAGCGAUUACUAAAGGAAAAUUUGUUACAGAAUGCCACGACUUCAUGCAGAGAAUCUUUGUUGAACCUGGAAGUCUAUCUCGAUCUACUAUUACCAAACUCCGAGAAAAACACAAGUCGACGCUACUCACUCAGGAAUAAUUCAAGAAUUCUGAUCUUCGGGAAAUUAUGAAUUACACAUUCCAUUAUUACGACUGUACAGAUUAACCCCCUACAAGGACAUGAUACAAAACAUGUUGUAGGAUUGACCAUGAGGGGGGGAAAGGAUAUCACUGACUGUUAGCCGAGACCAACCCACCUGCCUUUAAGUGCUUAAUACUUUUUGUACUGUACUUUAGUAGAAACUAUAUUUUGUGAUUUUGUAAAUUUACUUGAAGCAUGUACAUUUAAUCUGUUAAGACUUGUAAAUCAGAUCUAUAUUAAAAUAUUUAUUUUCAA
Messenger RNA from Spea bombifrons (plains spadefoot toad), 1476 nucleotides. It is a transcript of the gene GRTP1, whose product is annotated as growth hormone regulated TBC protein 1. Lineage: Eukaryota; Metazoa; Chordata; Amphibia; Anura; Pelobatidae. The coding region runs from base 154 to 1179 and encodes 341 amino acids. The record is from RefSeq and is a predicted model, not a curated record. The transcript is spliced from 9 exons.